Messenger RNA from Hypomesus transpacificus, 788 nucleotides. RefSeq lists its product as uncharacterized. The transcript has 2 exons. The record is from RefSeq and is a predicted model, not a curated record. Lineage: Eukaryota; Metazoa; Chordata; Actinopteri; Osmeriformes; Osmeridae. The coding region runs from base 7 to 411 and encodes 134 amino acids.
UGCAGUAUGCAGGAGAAUGCGGAUGGGUUUGUGGAAUUGGGGAAGGGGAUCAAAAUAUCACCGCCGGAAGAGAUGGAGGCUGUUGAAAGCAGGGCCGCUUUGGUUGUCCGGCCCGACACCUCGACUCAAAAAGACGACAAAUUAGUGCUAAUCGGGAGCCCCAUGCGGAAGGUGCACAUCCCUGUCUCAGUCUACAGGAAGGUGUUCAGACAAGCCCUGCCCCAGGCAGCCGUGGGCCUGGUGCUGCCGGCAGUCUUCCCCCAGGCCCUGCUCACCUCCGGCGGGCUCCCAGAGGACCCCGCCCAGGGGGUCAAGAUGCUGGACCCCAAUAAAAUAGAGGCCAUCAGAGGUAAGGUCUGCAGAAGUAGCACCAGCCAUGACGUCAGCGAACGAGCCAGAGCGGAACGCUGACUGAUCAGAGGCUGUCUUGUUUGGUAGAGUGGCUUGCUGAGAUGUUUUCUUGCCAGGACAUGAGGACUGGAGGAGCAGACUGGGUUAAGUGUUUAGGGGUCAUCGACAGGACAGUGAGGGAGGCUUGGCCUGCAGAAGGUACAUAGUGACCCGAGGACUGGGUGUUAAAUGCAGCUGUGAAAAUGCAGUACUUCCAUGAGUCGCUGCCCUUUCACUUAUAUUAUGUAAUGUCCCAUUAGCAAUGCAGCGUUGUGCCACUUCACAUGAUUUCAAAGCAGGAGAAAUGACAACUGCGAUUGGGUCAGAUGGACAGCUUUCCAUCUCAUGACACAAGAUUUCUGUUUUGUUUGGGUGUUUAUUGACCAUCUCCUUCCUGA